Molecule: messenger RNA, 1172 nt
Organism: Stegodyphus dumicola
Lineage: Eukaryota; Metazoa; Arthropoda; Arachnida; Araneae; Eresidae
Product: cyclin-Q-like
Biological process (GO): regulation of transcription by RNA polymerase II
Molecular function (GO): cyclin-dependent protein serine/threonine kinase regulator activity
Source: RefSeq, a predicted model, not a curated record
UGGCCUUGGUCUGGGAGUCGUGGUUCUGCUGAAGCUGAACUGGAAACAAAGGGUCGUAAGGUAACGGAAGAGUUAGUUUAAUGAUUGGUAGAGAAGAAUUUAUGUGUCAGAUUUAGAAUGAGUUCUGAUGAUGAAGCGAGAAGUAUUGCAUCUCAGGGUGGUCUGUCUGCUUACGAAUUAAGUCCUGAAAAGAAAUGUACUGAAAGCAAAAGCGUAGUAAAUUCUGAAAAGAAUACUGAUGCGAGUUCCGUGGAUCGAUAUAUGCCAUGGCCACUUUCGGAUUACGAAAAAGAUGCCCGAGUACCCGGUAAAAAGCAUAAUACUAGAUAUCUGAUCGAACUGAUUUUAGAAGGAGGUCUUAAAUUAAAUUGCAUAUCACCAGUAAUCAGUAAGGCAAUGCUUUUUGCACAUCACUUGCAGAAGUCAGAUGAGGCCAUGAAAUAUGAUCCAGCUAUGCUUGCUGCUGCUACUCUCACAUUGAGCUGUGCAGCCUAUGAUGAAACCUUGAAUAAAACAAUAGUGGUACUUACAUUUCACCAUAUGAUUAAAAAAGAAUAUCUGCGGAACUUAAGGAGUGAAGCUAAAAUCACCCUCGAGAAGUAUUUGAAGUUAGCUGAACUUUUCGUGUUCAAAGUGCUGGGUGGCAUUACAUGUCAUGAGAUGGCACAUGAGUAUGGUUUGUUCUAUGCUCAAAAUCUUCAAACUUUAACUGAAGUAAAUGAAGUGUGGAAACCUUUUAUUACGAAUGUGUGGAAAAUAUUGUCAGACUUCUAUACAUCAGAGCUAUGUCUUAACUAUAAAGCCUGUGAUAUUGCCAUUGUUGCUAUUAAUGUGGCUCUUUUGCUAUGCAAAGUGAAGUCAAGCUUACCACCUAAUUGGUAUCAGGAAUUCUCUCCUGAUUUAACAGUAGAAACAAAAAAUCAAUUAUUGCAUGAUAUUUUUACAGUUUGUGGUCUCAACUGAAAUCAUGAUGUUGUCAAGUCUGAUAAAAUUGUGAAACACUGCCCGAUGAUAUUGGUGCUUAGUCGGGACUUUUUCCUGGUAUUUUCUCUUAUGGCUAUUGCAGCUAUGGCUGAUAGUUUUUUGUCACUAUAUAAAUUACUGUGUUAACUCCAUAUAAUGUUUCGUGUUUGUAAUGUUUUGAAGUAAUAAAAUUUUUGAAUGAUUGUAUC